Molecule: messenger RNA, 3791 nt
Organism: Aspergillus wentii DTO 134E9
Lineage: Eukaryota; Fungi; Ascomycota; Eurotiomycetes; Eurotiales; Aspergillaceae
Product: DNA-directed DNA polymerase gamma MIP1
Exons: 2
Coding region: 91-3498 (1135 amino acids)
Biological process (GO): mitochondrial DNA replication
Cellular component (GO): mitochondrion; gamma DNA polymerase complex
Molecular function (GO): DNA-directed DNA polymerase activity; 3'-5' exonuclease activity; DNA binding
Source: RefSeq, a predicted model, not a curated record
CGCCUUCACGAUCAUUUUUGCGCAGCAUUGGCUGCAAAUACCUGCGCUAUAAUGCUCCGGAGCUGAAGUCAAAAAAAAAAAUUAUCCAUAAUGCUUUGGAAUCUUUCUUGUACUCCCUAUUCUCGGAGUGUCAUACGUUCUUGCUCGCAGAGACUGCGCUCGCCACUUAUCCGGCCGCAGCCCUUGUUAUCGCUCGCAAGAUAUUAUGCUUCACAACCUCCAACAGAGAAUGGGGACGAGAAAUCGGCAUCGCGGUCCCUUUCAGUCCCCGCUUCACCCAGAUUCAACGAGAUCGGAGUUCAACAGCUAAGCGACCAUGUAUAUUCUCAAAUAUUUCCGAAUAAAUCUACCGAACCGGACCCGGAGUUAGUUAAAUUGUCGAAAGAUCAUCUAUCGAGGCAUGAUCUACUUGGAAAAUCCCAGGAUGCAACGGAACCAGUCGCAUUCAACUUUCCCGCCCUUCAGGGGCAAACGCUGGACGAGCACUUCUUCAAACUAGGAAUGGACGCAUCAGAGCCAUAUUUAUCCUACGCAAAAACCUAUAUCACGGUGAAGUCUCCCGAGAUGCCACGAAAAUGGGUCAAACGAAGCGGGUGGACCAAAUACAAUAGUGAUGGCUCAUCAGAGCCGGUUGAUGCACCAAAUGAGUCAAUGCUGACUUUCGAUACUGAAGUUAUGUAUAAAGAACAUUCGUUUGCGGUGAUGGCUUGCGCUGUCAGUCCUACGGCAUGGUAUGCGUGGCUUUCCCCAUGGUUGCUUGGAGAAUCGGACAACGAAAUUCAACUUAUACCCUUGGGAGAUCCAUCACAGCCACGGAUAAUUGUUGGUCAUAACAUUGGCUACGAUAGAGCACGGGUUCUGGAAGAGUAUGACCUGAAGCAAACCAAAAACUUCUUCGUCGAUACAAUGUCGCUUCACGUUGCGGUCAAUGGGAUGUGCUCUCAGCAGAGGCCAACUUGGAUGCGCCAUAAGAAAAACAAAGAUUUGAGAGACAAAAUCGCAAAUGAAAGCAACUCUGUCGAGCUUGCGGCUUUGCUUGAAAGUAAGAUGCUCAGUGAGGAAGAGGAGGAAUUAUGGGUAGGGAGGAGUUCUGUGAAUUCACUCCGGGAUGUGGCUAAAUUUCAUUGCGAUGUUUCUAUUGACAAAAGCCAACGGGAUUACUUUGGCGAACUUGACAGGGAAGGAAUCCUGGGGAGGCUGGAAGAGCUUCUUGAUUAUUGCGCCGCCGACGUCGCAAUCACACAUCGUGUGUAUAAGAGAGUAUUUCCAAACUUUCUCGAAGUCUGCCCCCACCCGGUCAGCUUCGGAGCUCUCAGGCACUUGUCCUCAGUCAUUCUACCUGUCAAUCAGUCUUGGCAGGAGUAUAUUACGAAUGCAGAAACAACAUACUGUCAGCGGCUCGAAGAUGUCCAGCGGAAACUAAUUGAACUUUGCGAUGAAGCUGUGAAGGUUAAAGAAUUACCAGAAGUGUAUAUGAACGAUCCUUGGUUACGGCAGCUGGACUGGACUGGCCAGGAGAUCAAGAUGGCCAAAGGGAAGAAGAAGGGUGAUCCCCCGCGACCUGCCGCAAGGCAGAAAAAGCCGGGAAUGCCUCAAUGGUUUAAAGAUCUUUUUGUCUCAAACAAUGCCGAGAUAAACUUGACAGUCCGGACCCGAAUAGCACCUAUACUGCUCAAGCUUUCGUGGGACGGCUAUCCUCUUACAUGGUCUGAUAAACAUGGGUGGACAUUCAAAGUGCCCCGUGACCAAGUUAAGAAAUUCGAGAACCAGCCUGUGGUACUCUGUGAUAUGACCGAAGAGAAAAUCAUCGAUCUUCGCGAUGAUAAGAAGAACGUGUAUUUCAAGCUUCCACACAAGGAUGGACCGCAAGCUCGCUGCACAAAUCCAUUGGCUAAAGGUUAUAUGCAAUACUUUGAACGGGGUACCCUGACCUCACAAUAUGCCCUCGCCAAGGAAGCCCUAGAGAUGAACGCGUCCUGUUCAUAUUGGAUCAGUGCUCGUGAUCGUAUCACGGGCCAAAUGGUGGUCUUUCAGGACCAGGUCAAGGACUUCCGGGCAAAUGACCUCACUGAAAACAGGGUCGGCUUCAUUCUACCUCAAAUCAUUCCCAUGGGAACUAUCACCCGACGUGCAGUUGAAAACACGUGGCUUACGGCAAGUAAUGCAAAGUCCAAUCGUGUCGGUUCUGAGCUCAAAGCCAUGAUCAAAGCUCCUCCUGGGUACUCGUUUGUUGGUGCAGAUGUUGAUUCUCAGGAAUUGUGGAUUGCAAGUCUCAUUGGAGAUGCUCAAUUCCAGUUGCAUGGUGGGAACGCGAUCGGUUUCAUGACUUUGGAGGGUUCCAAGGCCGCAGGAACAGACAUGCAUUCUCGGACUGCUUCAAUCUUGGGCAUUUCGCGAAACGAUGCGAAGGUGUUCAACUAUGGCCGCAUCUAUGGAGCUGGUCUUAAGUUUGCUGCUACUUUGCUUCGUCAAUUCAACCCCUCCAUGACUGAGAAAGAAACACAAGAGGUUGCAGGCAAUCUAUAUAAAGAGACCAAGGGCGCCCGCACAACUCGUCGCAUUUUGAGCGAGAGUCCUUUCUGGCGUGGAGGCAGUGAGUCUUUCGUCUUCAACAAGUUAGAAGAGUUUGCCGAACAAGAAAGACCCAGGACCCCAGCCCUGGGAGCUGGUAUCACCGAGGCCUUGAUGCGACGCUUUAUCAACAGGGGCAGCUUUAUGACCUCUCGUAUCAACUGGGCGAUCCAGUCGUCUGGUGUUGAUUAUCUCCAUCUUCUUAUCGUUUCCAUGGACUAUCUCAUCCGGCUUUACAACAUCUCUGCCCGUGUGGCUAUCACUGUUCAUGACGAAAUCAGAUACCUGGUUAAGGACGAGGACAGGUACCGCGCUGCUCUGGCUUUGCAGAUCGCGAAUGUGUGGACACGGGCUAUGUUUUCACAGCAAGUUGGCAUCGAUGAUCUCCCCCAGUCCUGCGCCUACUUUUCUGCAGUCGACAUUGACCAUGUCCUACGAAAAGAAGUGGAUAUGGAUUGUGUUACACCUUCCCAUUCCCAGAAGAUCCCACAUGGAGAAAGCUUAGAUAUUGCUCAGCUUUUGGCAAAGAAUGAAGAAGCUCUUCUCGACCCAUCUACCACCCCCAUUUCACCACCCUGCCCCCAGAAGUAUCACUACACACCUCGCGAGUCCGUCAUGUCCUCCCUUGAGACCUCCAAUAGCCCAGCUUUUAUUCGAGCUCAGAUCGCCAAGGACGACAAAGAACUUCGUGAAAUCAUCAAAGAAGUCUCCAAAGCUAAUUCAACCGCGAAGCCGUCGGCUACGCGCUCGCCGAAGACGCGCUUUAACUCGGCCGGUUUUCCAUCCGCAGAACCCCAGCGAGCCAUUCUGAUGGAUGUGGAGUCGGGUCUUUACCGUGAUUUCCGGAGUCUUCCACAAGGGAGCAGGAAUCCCAAUAUGAAUCUCCAACGACAGAGCUGGAAGCCUAAGCCUUCUGCUCGGGCGUGAUGUUGGUUUUUACAACACCUUUUCUUCUGUCUUUCUUUCUUUCUUUCCUUUUUCAUUAUAUCUUCUAUCCUUUUCGGCGAUGCCCACUAGGGCAUGAAACCUGUAUUAAUCUGUUUAAUUAUUUCAGCUGUAUGUAUAAGCGGUUUGUGAAGCAUUGGGACGGCGUCAUGUUGGUCGAUUUAGGAUAGGAGGCGAUUUGCGGGUCAUGAAAAGACAAAGAUCAUGUGUGUACAUGUAUGAAGAUGUGAUGUUUAUAAUACGCAUAGAAAUCUGUAUCAAUUGAAUCUCCAUGG